AUGCUCGCUUUGAGCUUGGAGGAGGAAGCCUUAGCGCGGGAGGCCGAAGUGAAGGCGUCCCAACCACGAGCAGGUGUUUGCCCAGUUCAAUGGGGCUCGCAGGACGUCGCAUUUCGGUGCCUGGACUGUGAGCUGGACAGCAAUUGCAUUCAGUGCUGCGAUUGCUUCUUCAAGGCUCAGCAUGAGGGCCACGAGGUGGCAAUGAUUCGGACCGUGGGCGGAAGCUGUGACUGUGGCGAUCCCUCGUCGUGGGCACCGGCAGGCUUCUGCCCAGAGCACUGUGAGACUCCGGAAAGGCUCGACAAUGCCGAGUCGCUGGACCUAUUGCCUCCUGCGCUGCGCACACGUGCCGAGGCCUUGAUUCCAGAGCUCAUGUUGCAGGCUGAUCAAAGACUGAAGCCGCGGCAUGGGUUUCUGCGUAGUGAGGCCGCGGCAGACCAGCGUGUCCGUGAGGAGCAGGCUUCUGCGCUGUUCGCACUUCUCCGACGACUGGGUGAGGUUGCUUUCGGUCUCCGCUACUUGGUGGUUCAAGAGCUUCAAGGCGAACGUUUGGUGAACUGGAUGAAGGCGGCGGUGGAGGAGUCUUCAUGUGCCGAGGAGUUGGAGCGCUUCUUCCUGCUCUACGUGCAGGUGUCUCCGUCCUUCAAGCGGAGCUUCGCAAAGACGUUCAUCCGCCAGUACGAGCACAUUCUCGAGGAAACCCCUCGCCUGGGCUCCCUUGGAGUUCAGUUUUUCACCAUCCCUGAGGUGGCACUGGAGCUUGUCGCAAAGGAGGAUGAGCAGAUCGUGUUCAAAGAUCCGGAUCCUUUGCGCCUCGUCUAG
Symbiodinium sp. CCMP2592 is the source of this 822-nucleotide messenger RNA. The record is from the annotation of a GenBank genome assembly. NCBI's taxonomy places the organism in Eukaryota, Dinophyceae, Suessiales, Symbiodiniaceae.